AUGAGUGCAGCGAUUUAUGAAAAUGAAGAAGUUAAAGAAGAUUCCAGAGACAGUGAGAACUUAUAUGAAGGUGUUUAUGCAAAUCAAGAUAAUUUGGAGAACCAGAUGCCCGGAAGAUUUAAGCAAGCUGAGAGUUCAGGUGGAGAAACUACAUGGAGAAUAUGUUACAGAGUGACUACAGUGUGUCUGGCACUGGUGUGUGUUCUCCUCCUGACGGCCAUCACAGUGGUGUGGAUUAAAUACAACAACCUGAAUACAGAAUACAGCCAUCUACAGACCAGUAACAACAACCUGAUGAUAGAGAGAGACCAGUUACAGACCAGUUACAACAAACCGACUAUAGAGAGAGACCGGUUACAGACCAGUUACAACAACCUGAUGAUAGAGAGAGACCAGUUACAGACCAGUUACAAUAACCUGAGGAUAGAGGGAGACCAGUUACAGACCAGUUACAACAACCUGACUAUAGAGAGAGACCAGUUACAGACCAGUUACAACAACCUGACUAUAGAGAGAGACCAGUUACAGACCAGUUACAACAACCUGACUAUAGAAAGAGACCAGUUACAGACCAGUUACAACAACCUGACUAUAGAGAGAGACCAGUUACAGACCAGUAACAAAAACUUAACCACAGAAAGAGACCAGUUACAGAAGGAAAAAAAGGAAGUCCAGAAGCUUUUUAAAGCAGGAUGGAUUUAUUUCAGCUCCAGUAUUUACUACAUCUUUACUGAGCAGACGAACUGGGAUACGAGCAGACAGAACUGCAGAGACAGAGGAGCAGACCUGGUGAUCAUAAACAGCAGAGAGGAACAGGAGUUUAUCAAAAAGCAGCUGAGCAGCAGAAAAUCUUGGAUUGGUCUGAGUGACGGAGACACAGAGGGCGAGUGGAAGUGGGUGGACAAUACACGACUGAGCACUAAGUUUUGGGCAAGUGGAGAACCCAACGGAGCUAAAAAUGAGAACUGUGUUGUAACUGGUCAUAAGACUGAUCCUGUGUUGGACUGGGCUGAUUAUCCCUGUAAUGAUAAGUUUGUUUGGAUCUGUGAGAAGACAAUCUGUAACUAA
Messenger RNA from Clarias gariepinus (North African catfish), 1068 nucleotides. RefSeq names its product C-type lectin domain family 4 member K-like. The coding region runs from base 1 to 1068 and encodes 355 amino acids. The record is from RefSeq and is a predicted model, not a curated record. The transcript is spliced from 5 exons. Lineage: Eukaryota; Metazoa; Chordata; Actinopteri; Siluriformes; Clariidae.